Molecule: messenger RNA, 1913 nt
Organism: Dissoconium aciculare CBS 342.82
Lineage: Eukaryota; Fungi; Ascomycota; Dothideomycetes; Mycosphaerellales; Dissoconiaceae
Exons: 1
Coding region: 131-1762 (543 amino acids)
Biological process (GO): GPI anchor biosynthetic process; protein localization to plasma membrane
Cellular component (GO): membrane; endoplasmic reticulum
Molecular function (GO): glucosaminyl-phosphatidylinositol O-acyltransferase activity
Source: RefSeq, a predicted model, not a curated record
GAGGAGGGUUUGUCCACGCCCAAUCUCCGACAGAUCCCACGUUGUCGUCGAAACACUUGUUUUUAUAAUAACAAUUGCAACACCAGAGGGACCAUCUUCCCUCAGUGCAGCAGUUGAAAUCACAAGAAAGAUGACGCCGGAAUACAAAGCCGCCAAAGAGGCCUCCGUCUCCCAUCUGGGCGGAGGUGGCAUCUGGGAGAUCAAUGCCAUCACAUUCGUCGCCCCGGCCGCAGCAGCACUAUGGGCCCUGCUCCAGGCCCGACAGAGCUUCUUCAAGCCAUACAGUCCCGCCGCCGCCGUGAUCGACUUUGCAUUGCAAUGCGGUGCCAUCCUCUUCGCGACCACGACCUACUCUUCCACGCCGCAGGUGCUGGUGGGACUGCUGCUCGUGCCCGCCAUCGCGACUUUCCUGCAGCCCGGUGCCAUGGUCAUCGCCUCAUCAUGGCCGGUCGAAGUUGACGCCGAUGGCGUCCCGAAGCCUGAAGAGCAAAAGGAUUUCCUGCCCGUCAAGCCAUUCAUCUCGUUCUAUCGGGGUGCAAUGAUGAUCGUCACCUGCGCCAGCAUCCUAGCCGUCGACUUCCCGGUCUUCCCUCGUCGCUUCGCCAAGACGGAAGCUUUCGGCACCUCGUUGAUGGAUCUCGGAGUCGGCUCCUUCGUGUUCGCCGCAGGUAUCGUUGCCGCUCGUCAGGUUAUUAAGCAGCAAAAUUCCAAGCCGCCUGGGUUGUUUGCACGGCUGAAGGCCGCCGCGCGUCAUUCCCUUCCCCUGGUCGUUCUGGGCUUUAUUCGACUGUGGAGUGUCAAAGGUCUGGAGUACGCCGAGCACGUCAGCGAAUACGGCGUGCACUGGAACUUCUUCUUCACGCUGGCACUCCUCUCACCCGCAGUCGCACUGCUCCAGCCGCUCCUCCGGGUCCUGCCCUCGUACAACAUUUUCGCUUUUGUACUCGCCAUCUGCUACGAACUCUACGUCUUCAUGACCCCCGGAAUGAAGGUCUACAUCUUCCUCUCGGAUCGCAUCCCCGGAGAUUGGCUCUCGCAAAAUCGUGAGGGAGUCUUUUCCUUCUUCGGCUACCUCGCCAUUUUCAUCGCCGGUCAAGGUAUCGGCAUCAACAUCCUCCCCCGAGACGAGCUCGAGGAGACCGUGCGAGCCCUCCCCAACCUCGAUGCCGACGGCCUCGACGACGACGAAGACUGGCUCGAGGAGAUGCUCGUCCAAGCCGGCGACACGCCUAAGGAACCAAAAGCCCCCAAGCCCGCCAGCGCCCCGUCCGCCCCACCGCCGGGCAUGCCGCAGCUCAAGCCCGAAUACCCCAAACAUGCGCUCGGCCGGCUCGCCUUCUGGAGCUUCCUCUGGUUCGUCUUCGCCACCUGGGCGAUGUGGCACUACGGCCCGCGCAUGGUCGCGUCGCGCCGCAGCGCCAACCUCGCCUACGUCUGCUGGGUGUGCGCGUUCAACUGCGCGCAGCUGCUCUGCUUCUGCUUCAUCGAGUUCACCAUGUUCCCGGGCCUCUACGUCGCGCGGACCAAGGCCGUCGAGCGCAUGCGCAUCCGCGACGCGACCAGCCGCGUCAUGCACGCCUACAACCGCAACGGCCUGGCCAUCUUCCUGCUGGCGAAUCUGUUGACCGGCGCGAUCAACAUCGCCAUCCCGACCCUCUACCUCGGCGAUGUGGAGAGCAUGACGAUUCUGGUGGGCUACAUGGGCAUCCUUACGGCGGUGGCGCUGGGGUUGGAUCACUUUGAUAUCUCCAUCAAGUUGUAGAUGUAAUGCGUGUGAGAUCUAGGAGAGGGGGACUUCCCGGUGGAGCGGAGCUUCUUGAACAAUAUCCCUUCUCCCACUCAUGCAGCGAGAGGAGAGAGAGAUAGAUAGAGAGACAAGGAGCAGGCUGGGGACGGACAAAAUUCGUGAACGC